This is a messenger RNA of Endocarpon pusillum Z07020, 5427 nucleotides long. RefSeq lists its product as uncharacterized. The coding region runs from base 1 to 5427 and encodes 1808 amino acids. The record is from RefSeq and is a predicted model, not a curated record. NCBI's taxonomy places the organism in Eukaryota, Fungi, Ascomycota, Eurotiomycetes, Verrucariales, Verrucariaceae. Gene Ontology annotation, biological process: chromatin remodeling. Gene Ontology annotation, molecular function: DNA binding; histone demethylase activity. The transcript has 6 exons. Gene Ontology annotation, cellular component: nucleus.
AUGGUGGUCCCUCCCUCCGUGGGCGGUAAUCCUACCAGCAACCCACCACUCGCCAAAGCCGCUCCUCCCAACCGUGCAAAUGGCACGCACCCAUCAGCACAGCCUCCCACUAUACCUUACAGCGCACGUCGCGCAGCACCCCUCGAUAUGAACACGGUAGAACGGCGGGGUACCCAAGCCGUCAAAGACCCAGCCAAACGCAAUAGGCCUCAUGGUCUGCAGGAAGCUCCAGUGUACAAACCCACUGAAGAUGAAUUUCGGGACCCAAUGGAAUAUAUGAGAAAGAUUGCUCCGGAGGCAAGCAGAUAUGGCAUUUGCAAAAUAAUACCACCUGAGAGCUGGAAUCCAGAUUUCGCCAUUGAUCUUGAGCGAUUCCAUUUCCGUACUCGACGCCAAGAACUCAACUCAGUGGAAGGAGGUACCCGAACGAAUCUGAACUAUCUUGAUCAACUUGCCAAAUUUCAUAAGCAAUAUGGCACAAACCUCAAUCGUUUCCCGAGUGUUGACAAGAGACCACUGGACCUGUACAAACUAAAAAAGGCUGUUGAAAUACGAGGCGGCUUCGAAAAGGUGUGUAAAGAUAAGAAAUGGGCUGAAAUUGGUCGCGACCUCGGGUAUAGUGGCAAGAUAAUGUCGUCCCUAUCAACAUCGCUCAAGAACUCCUACCAGCGAUGGCUUCAUCCGUACGAAGAAUACCUGCGCACAGUCAAGCCCGGUAUCCAACAACAGCUUGACUUCGAGUAUGGAGGUCAAUUCUCUCCUUCUCCAGCCAUGUCUCCCAUGAAAAGGGUCCAUUCUCAAAGUCAGCCAGAUGUAUUCAGCUCCGAUUCACCUGCGGUCCAAGCAUCUGCAGCAUUGAACGCCUCCAUAGGCAAAGCAGAACCCACCGUCCAGCCUGCGCCGCCCUCAGCCAAGUUGCCAAUCGCGAAACCUGAAGCGCCAAGACCUGUCUCUUCCGGAUUCAUGGCUGUCAAUUCCGGUGGCUUUUCAGCCGUCAACGCAUCUCCCCCAGGGUUUGUCGCUGUCAAUCAUGCUCAUUCAUUACAGAGCAAAAACGAGAAUGAAGUCUGUACGGGCCCGACCAUCUCAAAUGGUCAUGCGAAGGCACCAGCAAAUGGCAGUGCUCCAAGCGUCAUGCCCAGCCAAGAACUUCCUGCCUCAAACAGCAAUGGUGAUCUUGGCUCAAAUCCUCUAAAGCGUACAAUGAGCCAUGAGAGUAUGAAUUGCGAAUCUGGUUCUGAUGGGCUUAAUGGCGAUGGUGAUGGACCAAAUGGUCGAAGAAGCAAGAGGUUGAAAAAGGACAACGUACCGACCGUUGCAGGAAGCCACAUGAGUCUAAUGCGACCAUCCACCCCUCGAAUCCGCUCAAGGACAGGCGCGAGGAAAUUGGGAGAGAAAUGUGAACAAUGCAAUAAAAUCGAAGACAAAGAAAACAUCAUCGUCUGUGAUGCCUGCGAACUCGGAUAUCACAAAUAUUGUCUGGAUCCUCCGCUUGCAACUAUUCCCGAUUAUGACUGGAACUGUGCUAGAUGUCUCAUAGGUACUGGCGAGUAUGGCUUCGAAGAAGGUAGCAUCUAUUCAUUGCGCCACUUCCAGGAGAAAGCCAACAAUUUCAAAGAGCAUUAUUUUGCUCCUCGAAUGCCCUUCGACCCUGUCCUCAAUACAAGAAAGAAGGAGACCGAAGACGAUGUCGAGCGGGAGUUCUGGAGAUUGGUUGAGAGUCUCACAGAAACAAUUGAGGUCGAGUAUGGAGCUGAUAUUCAUUCAACAACGCAUGGUAGUGGGUUUCCUACAGUCGAAAAGAAUCCUCUUGAUCCUUACUCCAAGGAUCCUUGGAACCUCAAUGUUCUUCCCUUUCAUGAGGAUUCAUUAUUUCGGCACAUCAAAACCGACAUAUCUGGCAUGACAGUACCAUGGCUUUAUGUUGGAAUGUGCUUCUCUACCUUCUGCUGGCACAACGAGGACCACUACACGUACUCAGCAAACUAUCAGCAUUUUGGCGCAACCAAGACGUGGUAUGGAAUACCAGGUGCUGAUGCUCACAUCUUUGAGGAGGCCAUGCGACAAGCUGUUCCUGAGCUGUUUGAAUCGCAACCAGACCUUCUGUUUCAACUAGUCACCCUUCUCCCGCCAGAUCAGUUGCGAAAAGCUGGUGUGAAUGUUUAUGCUCUGGACCAGCGUGCAGGACAGUUUGUCGUCACUUUUCCACAGGCAUACCAUGCAGGAUUUAAUCACGGGUUCAAUUUCAAUGAAGCAGUCAACUUCGCGCCAUGUGAUUGGGAACCAUUUGGAGAAGCUGGUGUGCAGCGACUUCAAGAGUUCCGCCGUCAGCCGUGCUUCUCCCACGAUGAGCUUCUUCUCACGGCUGCAGGAAUGGACACGUCUAUCAAGACUGCCAAAUGGCUGGCCCCAGCUCUGGAAAGAAUGCGGACUCGAGAAUUGGAACAUCGGCAUUCUUUCUGGACCAGACAUCAAGAGCUUCAUCCCCAUCAAUGCUCGUUCGAAGGUUCCCAUGACCACGAAAGUGGAGAUCCAUGCGACCUAAACUUCCAAAUCGAGGACGAAGAGCUUCAGGAAGAAGAGUAUCAAUGUCACUUCUGUAAAGCUUACACCUUUCUCUCACAGUUCUACUGUCAUCACUCUGCGAAGAUUAGCUGUUUGCUGCAUACAGAGACAAGCGAUUGUUGUGCAGAAACGCCUCAAGAGAAGCUCAAGGGCCCAAAUCAUACUUUGAAACUACGUUUUUCAGAUGACAGACUUUCUGAAAUUGUGCAGAGGGUGAGUGAUAAAGCACGAGUCCCGGAGGCGUGGCAGGAAAAGCUGGACCGGUUGCUCGAAGAUGGACCGAGACCGCCUCUAAAGUCGCUCCAUUCUCUGCUUGCAGAAGGCAAGAAAAUCCCAGCGGAGCUCCCGGGGCUCAAAGACCUAGCAGUUUUCGUCAAGCGUUGCGAUCAGUGGGUAGAGGAAGCAGACCAGUACACCACACGCAAACAACAGAAUCGACGGAAAAGCGAGAAGACGUGGAAAGCAAAGUCAAACAGGGGCACAAAGCCCGAGGAGAAGGAGUUGACUGUAGAAGGUCUUCGCAAGUUGUUGAAGACUGCUGAAGACCUCUCAUUUGCGCACGAAAAAAUCGAACAGCUAGAGGACAAAUCCCGGGCGAUAGACGAUUGGCGAGCCGAGGCGAAGAUAAUGCUACGGAAUAUUCACGUCAACUCUGCUGCCGAAAUUGAGGAGCUUCUUGAAACGGGUCGGAGCUUAUUCGUAACGAUGCAGGAAAUUGAUCUACUUGACAAGCAAUUAGUGAAAAGCCGGUGGACCGAGGAGGCUCAUGAAGCCAAGACUCACAAGGCCAAAUAUACGCUGGCGCAAUGUGAAGAUCUUGUCAGGAGAGGCAUUGAAAAUGAUAUUCGUCAGGACGGUGGGGAUCUGGCACAUUUUCAAGAUCUUGUGAGCAAGGGGAAGCUGUGGGAAGCCAAGACAAAGCAAGUCAUGGCUCAGGAAAAUGUCAACUAUGGUCAGCUGGAAGCUUUAUGGGCCGAAUCUCAAAAGCAGGAUUUCCCUGUCAACCCCGAUACCCUGGCCGAACUGGAUGCGGUGCUCAUCAAGAAUCGUGCAGCAAAGGAGCAGAUCCAGAAAUUAUACGACCGGACAAAGGCAGAGGAUUUGAGGGAUCGUCCUACCUAUGACGAGGUCCGGAACGUCAUGAAGUCGUUGGAAGACUGGACAAGCAAGCCGAGUGGCACUGUUGAUCUCGAGCGGGAGGUCAAACGCCAUGAAGAUUGGAUGCGAAAGGGGAAGAAGCUAUUUGGAAAAGCCAAUGCGCCACUACACAUCCUGAAAGCCCACAUGGAGACCGUGGAAACGAAGAACAACUAUUGUUUCGACCUGAAUGAUACAUUCCGUGCACCUGUUGAACCUCAAUCUCGAGAAGCCAGUCCUGUGGAUGGUUUGGGAAGACAUGGUCUUGGACAGGAUGAAAAGUCCGUCUUCUGCAUCUGUCGUCAACCAGAAGGAGGCAUGAUGAUCGAGUGCGAGGUGUGUCAAGACUGGUAUCAUGGCAAAUGCCUGAAGAUCGCCCGAGGCAAAGUCAAAGGCAGUGAAACUUUCACUUGUCCUAUCUGCGACUGGCGUGUCAAAAUCCCUCGCGACGCUGCUCGACCGAAGCUCGAAGAUCUCCAACAGUGGAGUGAGGAACUCGCCACGCUUCCAUUCCAACCUGACGAAGAAGACAUCCUCGAACGGAUCAUCGACAAAGCCCAAACCUUCCGCGACUUCUUGCAGCAGUUCAUCAAUGGCAACCAAAUUUGUCGAACAUCUGAAGAAAUGCCAACUAUCCUCUUCUACCUCCGCAAGAUCGAAGGUGCAGAGGUCCUUCUUGCUUACGAAACCAACAUCUUCAGGCAGGACGUCCAUAAAUGGCAACCAAUAGCGCCCCAAGCACCUCCCAUCCUUGAGCAGAGUCUUAGCACGCGAAAACCUCGACCAACCAAACAGCAGAAAAUGAUGAAGGAACUUGGUGUUCAGAAGGUCGAAGAUCUUCCACCACAUAUGCGUAAGCAGUCAACAGUAAAAAGGAAAAAUACCGAGCCACACGUCGGGAGACCGGCUCCACCACCUCUCCAGCCAGCACAGGUGCAAUCCCAAGGAUCUGGGCCAAAUUCGGCAUUGAUGAGAUCUGAUACCCCUCUUGGAAUGCCACGGCAAGGGUCAACGGGAAAUGCACCCAACAGUUCUGGUUUUGACGGCGGCAUGUCUUUUGGUCAUGGUUUCGGCACCAGUGCAUCAUCAAGUUAUCAAAGUCCACAUCACACAGCCAGUCCCGCAAUGUUCAGUCCGACAACUAGCCUUCCCUCGAACAGUGGGAUGAGAGAGUCUAUCCUCGGGUCCGGCUUCCCUGGCGGUACAAUCGCAUCUGGACCUGGUGCUGACAGCAGUCCUGCCCUUUUCUCGCCUGGAUACGGCAUUGGUGGGGAUGACGAUAUCCGGACUGGAAUCAUGGGCGCCACUUCGAAUGGGGCCACAGCUCAUCACAAUGGCAGCAACACGCCGGGAACAGAUGUAAAUGGCACUGCUGAAGGUACGGGGAUGGGAUCAAGUCCACACACAACAAAUGUGGAGGAGAUGUUCAUGGAGAUGACGAAUGAAGAUCCAGAUGGCCAUGUCAGUGAGGCUGGGGACCUUCCGGAUGAGGUAGCGACUGAUGCUGGUAUGCUUGGCGACGAUGACGCGGAUGGUGCGGUAUCGGCUUUUCCACCCACGACGCUGGGACACCACACGAGUCAGGCGAGUGAGGCUUUGGAGAUGAUUGGUGGUAUGGUGGAGGGAGAAGGAGGAACGAAUGGUGCAAGUGUCGACGGGGACGACGAUGCUGAUGAUCACGAUCAGGAGACAUUUGAUGAGUUCGUCAUCGAUGAAGAAGCGUGA